UCUUCCAGGCGCUUACAGUGGCCUGUGGGUGGCGCAUGCGCAGAGAACCUCUGCCUCUUGUGACCUCUGCCCUGCCCUACUAAGUGGGAGCCUUGAGGAAGAGGGAAUGGCUCCUGUGCUGACAGCCAGGCCUGGACAGGAAUCAGUGACAUUCAAGGAUGUGGCUGUGGAAUUCACCUGGGAGGAGUGGGUACAAUUGAACCCAUCUCAGAAAAAGUUAUACAGGGAUGUGAUGCUGGAGAACUAUGGGAAUUUGGUUUCUUUGGGAUUUGCAGUUUGUAAACCAGAUGUGAUCUACCAGUUGGAAAGAAAGGAAGCAUCUUGGAUGCCAGGGGCAGAUAUUCCAAGAAGGAGCUGUACAGAGAGCAAACAACUUAAUGGAAAGAAACCUUAUGUGUGUAGUGAAUGUGGAAAAGCCUUCAGAAGGAGGGCUCAUCUUACUGUGCAUCAGAGAAUUCAUACUGGAGACAUUCUUUUUGAAUGUAAGGAGUGUGGUAAGGCUUUCCACUACAAUUCAGCACUUAUUCUACAUCAAAGAAUUCAUACUGGAGAGAAACCUUAUGAAUGUACUGAAUGUGAGAAGGCUUUCAGGAGUAAGACACAACUUACUGUGCAUCAGAGAAUUCAUACUGGAGAGAUUCUUUAUGAAUGUAAGGAGUGUGGGAAGGCUUUUCACUACAACUCAGAACUUAUUCGACAUCAAAGAAUUCAUACUGGAGAGAAACCUUAUGAAUGUAUUGUCUGUGGGAAGGCCUUCAGGAGGAAGCCACAUCUUACUGUGCAUCAGAGAAUUCAUACUGGGGAGAAACCUUAUGAAUGUAGUGAAUGUGGGAAGGCCUUCAAGAGGAAGGCACAACUUACUGUGCAUCAAAAAAUUCAUACUGGAGAGAUGCUUUUUGAAUGUAAGGAGUGUGGGAAGGCUUUCCACUACAACUCAGCACUUAUUCUACAUCAAAGAAUUCAUACUGGAGAGAAACCUUAUGAAUGUACUGUAUGUGGGAAGGCCUUCAGGAUGAAGGCACGUCUUACUGUGCAUCAGAGAAUUCAUACUGGAGAGAUUCUUUAUGAAUGUAAGGAGUGUGGGAAGGCUUUCCACUACAACUCAGAACUUAUUCCACAUCAAAGAAUUCACACAGGAGAGAAACCUUUUGAAUGUAUUGUGUGUGGAAAGGCCUUCCGCCGGACUGUAGAUCUUACUCAACAUCAGAGCAUUCAUACUGGAGAGAGACCUUAUGAAUGCAAUGAAUGUGGGAAGACCUUCACACUGAAGAAGUAUCUUGUUCAGCAUCAAAGAAUUCAUUCUGGCUAGGAACCUUGUGAGUGUAAUGUAUAUAGGAAGGCCUUUGGACUGACAACACUACUUUAUGUACAUCACAAUUCUUCCUGGAGAGAUUCUUCAUGAAUGUAAGGAGUGUGAGUAAGCCUUCCAUUACAACUCAGAUCUUAUUAGCUAUCAA
This is a messenger RNA of Trichosurus vulpecula (common brushtail), 1457 nucleotides long. RefSeq names its product zinc finger protein 331-like. The transcript is spliced from 5 exons. Gene Ontology annotation, biological process: regulation of DNA-templated transcription. The record is from RefSeq and is a predicted model, not a curated record. The coding region runs from base 107 to 1309 and encodes 400 amino acids. NCBI's taxonomy places the organism in Eukaryota, Metazoa, Chordata, Mammalia, Diprotodontia, Phalangeridae.